Messenger RNA from Staurois parvus, 422 nucleotides. NCBI's taxonomy places the organism in Eukaryota, Metazoa, Chordata, Amphibia, Anura, Ranidae. The record is from the annotation of a GenBank genome assembly.
CAGCACUGACCCCUUUAACCACCUUCUGCCCGCCAUAUAGUCCAAUGACGGGUGCAAGGGGACAUGUACACUGAUCAUCAGAGCACUGAUGAUCAGUGUGCCCUGAUGAUCAGUGUGGCCACAGAAGUGCCACCUGUCAGUGUCCAUCAGUGCCAGCUGUCAGUGCUGAACAGUGCCACCUGCCAGUGCCCAUCAGUGCCACAUCAAUGCCACAUAUCAGUGCCUACCAGUGCACAUCAAUGCCACAUAUCAGUGCCCAUCUGAGCUGCCUUUCAGUGUCACCCAUCAGUGCCAGUGAGUGCCACCUAUCAAUGCCAAUCAGUGCCACCUAUCAGUGCUGCCAAUCAGUGCCACCUAUCAGUGCCGCCUAUCAGUGCCAGUCAGUGCUGCCUAUCAGUGCCAGUCAGUGCCACCUAUCAGUG